Molecule: messenger RNA, 1923 nt
Organism: Dictyostelium discoideum AX4
Lineage: Eukaryota; Evosea; Eumycetozoa; Dictyosteliales; Dictyosteliaceae
Gene: aslN
Exons: 2
Coding region: 1-1923 (640 amino acids)
Source: RefSeq, a predicted model, not a curated record
AUGUAUAAAUUAAGUGACCCAUUUAAUUAUAAAAAUGAUAGUAAUUAUGCAAAUAAUAAACCAAAUGAAUUUUGGGAUGAAGUUGCAAAAAAAAAUAUUUAUUGGGAUAAAAUUUAUGAUAAAGUCUACAGUGGUGAUGAAAUUUAUCCUGAUUGGUUCCAAGGAGGUAAAUUUAAUUCAUGUUAUAAUGUUUUGGAUAUAAAUGUUAAUAAUCCAUUAAAAAGGGAUCAAGUGGCAAUAAUUUAUGAAUGUCCAUAUUUAAAAAAAACAAUAGAAUUGACUUAUAAUCAACUAUUUGAAAAAGUAUGUGAAUUUUCAAGAGUACUUUUAAAUUUAAAUAUUACAAAAGAUGACAAUGUUUUAAUUUGUAUGGCACCAACAUUAGAACCAAUUAUUGCAAUGUUAUCAUGCGCUCGUAUUGGUGCAACUCAUUGUGUAAUAUAUGAUAGCUAUAGUAUAAAUACAUUGGUCGGUAUAAUUGAAGAAAUAACACCUAAAUUAAUAUUAUCAUCAAAUUUUACUAUUAUUAAUGAUACAGUUGUAGAGUUUACAACAAAUUUAAAAAAUGCAAUUGAAAUAUCAAAAUUUAAACCAAAUCAUGUAAUUACUGAUUUUAGAAAUCAUGAUAGAAAUUUUAAUGAAUCUGAUUUAAAAUUCAUUCAAAACAUUAAACCAAUUCCAAAUUGUUUAAAUUGGGAUAAUGAAAUUAAUAAAAUCAAAGAAAAUCAACAGAAACCAUUUUAUGAAUAUGUACCAGUAGAUUCAAAUCACCCAUUAUAUAUUCUUCAUACAAGUGGAACAACAGGAAUUGCAAAAUCAAUUGUUAGAAGUAAUGGUUCAAUAGUUUGUUUAAAAUACAAUUAUAGUACAAUGAUUAUAAAAAACCUAGUUCUAAGAUUCCAUUCUCAUUAUAAAAUUGGUGGUUUAUUAUUUCAUGGUUUUCUAUAUGGAUAUUUAUCAAAUGGUCAAACAAUUGUUUUAGGUGAGAUUGGUGAAACAAACUUUUGGAAUACAUUGGAAAAACAUAAAAUUUCAAUAUCUUUUGUAUGUCCAAGAAAAAUUAAACGCCAAAUUAAUACUGAUCCUAAUGCUGAGAAUUUGAAAUCAAAAUAUAAUUUAUCAAAUUUAAGGGUAUUAUGUUUUGGAGGGGAACCUACUGAUCCAUCAUUAUCAGAUUACAUUGAAAAUAAAAUUAAAGUAAAAUGUUCAAGAGGAUAUGGUCAAACUGAAAUUGGAAUAACAUAUAUUUUAGGCUAUGGUCAUCCCAAUAUCCCAUAUUCUGCUUGUGGUGUACCUGCGGUUUUCAUAAAACCAGUAAUACUAUCACCUGUAGAUGGUAAAGAAUUAAGUGAAAAUGAAAUUGGUGAAAUUUCAUUUAAAUUACCAAUGCCACCAAGUUUUGCAACUACAUUUUAUAAAAAAGAUGAAAAAUUUAAACAAUUGUUUAGCAAAUAUAAAGGUUAUUAUAAUUCUGGUGAUUUAGGAUUUAAAGAUAAUAAUGGAUAUUUUAGUGUAAUUUCAAGAAUAGAAGAUCAAUUAACUUUAAAUGAUGGAAAAUCAAUUAUAUUAAAUAAAAUUGAAAGUUCAAUUUUAAAACAUCCAUUAGUUUUAGAAUGUUGUUCAUUUGCUCUUGAAAAUUUAAAUCAAUUAGUUGCAUUAUUGGUUUUAAAAAAUGCUGAUGAUCAUCAUCAUAUUGAUAUGAAUCAUCUAAAAAAUGAAAUUAAUUUAAUAAUUUCAAAUGAUUUUAAUCCAUCUACUUCUUUAAGUAAAAUUAUAAUUAUUCCUGAAUUACCAAUAUCAAUUAAUGGGAAAAUUAUAAGAUCUGUCAUAUCAAAAUUUAUAAAUAAUUCAAAUUAUCAAUUACCUGAAAAUAUUGGUGAUUUGAAAUUAUUUUAUAACAUCAAGAAUUUAUGUAAACAAUAA